Tarenaya hassleriana is the source of this 2691-nucleotide messenger RNA. RefSeq names its product probable LRR receptor-like serine/threonine-protein kinase At1g51820. Gene Ontology annotation, biological process: protein phosphorylation. Gene Ontology annotation, molecular function: ATP binding; protein kinase activity. The coding region runs from base 1 to 2691 and encodes 896 amino acids. The transcript is spliced from 13 exons. Lineage: Eukaryota; Viridiplantae; Streptophyta; Magnoliopsida; Brassicales; Cleomaceae. The record is from RefSeq and is a predicted model, not a curated record.
AUGGAGAGUCGUCAGGGCGUUUUGUAUGUAUGGAUUGGAGUAUUUGCCUUUACAUGUAUUGUUCAAGCUCAAGAUCAACAAGGAUUCAUCAGUUUGGAUUGCGGGUUGUCCCUGAAUCUGUCUCCUUAUGAUGAACCAUCAACGGGAUUAACAUAUAUAUCGGAUGAGAAAUUCAUCGAGAGCGGAAAAAGCGGUAGAAUUCAGAAAGAUUUGGAGGCAACCUUCUUCAAGCAGUACUACAAUCUCAGAUACUUUCCAUAUGGAAAACGAAACUGUUAUAAUCUGAACGUCAUGCAGAAUGGGAAUUAUCUUAUCAGGACUACCUUUGUGUAUGGAAAUUACGAUGGUCUUAACAAUUACCCGAGUUUUGAUCUGCAUCUUGGCCCGAAUAUUUGGGCAACGGUUGAUUUGAAUGGAAAACCAAAUGCUACAAUCAAAGAGAUCAUCCACACUGCAAGAUCAAAAACUUUGCAGGUAUGUCUUGUUAAGACAGGAAGAACUACACCGAUGAUAUCGACCUUAGAACUUCGACCGUUGAGAAAUGACUCUUACACUUCUCAAAGUGGGUCCUUAAAGAUGUUUUUUCGGAUGUAUUUUAGCAAUGCAGGCCGCAUGAUACGGUACCCUUCUGAUGUCUAUGAUCGAAGAUGGUUCCAAUACUUCCAAAACGAUUGGACGCAGUUAACUACCACACUUAAUGUGAACACUUCAAAAACUGAUAUUGACUUACCACAAGGCAUACUCAUGACAGCCGCCACGCCCACGAAUGCUUCUGCACCACUGUCCAUUACAUGGUCUUUAGAUAAUCCUACCGAUCAAUUAUACUUCAACCUUUACUUUGCCGAUAUUCAAACUCUAUUGACCAAUGGCACGAGGGAAUUCAACGUUAGUUGGAACGGACACUCUAUUUAUGGACCUUAUAGUCCCCCAAAGUUGGAAUUAGAUUAUAUCUACUCAACAUCACCUUUCACGUGCGAGGAAGGAGGUUGCAUUCUCAACCUUGUGAGGACUCCGAGGUCAACUCUCCCGCCUCUACUUAACGCCAUGGAGGCUUAUGUUGUUGUUGAGUUUCCGCAGUUAGAAACGAAUAAAGACGAUGUGGAUGCCAUCAAGAUUAUUCAAGAAACUUAUGGAUUGAAUAGAAUCAGCUGGCAAGGAGAUCCAUGUGUUCCUAAACCGUUCUUGUGGGAAGGCUUGAACUGCAAUAUCUCGGACAAUUUUACUGCUCCGAGUAUCAUUUCCUUGAACUUGUCUUCAAGCGGAUUAACCGGGGAGAUAGCUCAUGUCCUGCAAUAUCUGAUCCAACUAAAAGAACUGGACUUGUCGAACAACGGUUUGACCGGAGAAGUGCCCGAAUUUCUAGCAAACAUGAAGUCCUUAUUGGUCAUAAACUUAAGUGGGAAUAAUCUUAUUGGAUCAGUUCCUCAAACCCUUCUGGACAGGCAGAACAAUGGCCUGGAAUUGAAACUCCAAGGAAAUCCACAUCUUCUUUGCCAGUCAGUCUCAUGCGAUGAUGUCGGAGGUAAAGGAAAACAUCAUAAAAAGAAUACCAUCAUACCAGUUGUCGCAUCAGUUGCCUCGGCGACUGUUCUCAUAACUGCAUUGUGUCUCUUUUUUACUUUGAGGAAGAACAAGCCUUCAAGUGUGGAAGGUAUUACCAAUACACUCAUCAAUAUUUAUUUCUGCUACACAGUUCAAAGUCCUCUACCAUCAAUCGCUAUGAAAAACAGAAGGUUUGCUUAUUCAGAGGUUCAAGCUAUGACAAACAACUUCGAGAGAAUUCUAGGAAAAGGAGGAUUUGGAAUUGUCUACCACGGUUAUGUGAAUGACGCCGAAAAGGUGGCUGUUAAAAUGCUUUCUCAUUCAUCAGCUCAAGGAUACAAACAAUUCAAAGCCGAGGUCGAACUUCUUCUUAGAGUUCACCAUAAGAAUUUGGUUAGCCUUGUCGGAUAUUGCGAUGAUGGAGACAACUUGGCUCUCAUAUAUGAAUGCAUGGCCAAUGGUGAUCUGAAAGAGCAUUUGUCAGGAAAAUGCGAUGGCUCGGCAUUGAGUUGGGGAACUAGACUUAAAAUAGUUGUUGAGGCUGCGCAAGGAUUGGAGUACUUGCAUAACGGAUGCAAACCACCUAUGGUUCAUAGAGAUGUCAAAACUACGAAUAUAUUGCUUAACGAACACUUACAAGCAAAACUCGCCGAUUUCGGACUCUCGAGAACUUUCCCGACCGAAGGCGAAACUCAUGUGUCCACUGUUGUGGUCGGAACUCCCGGUUACCUUGAUCCAGAAUACUACCGAACAAACUGGUUAACUGAGAAGAGCGAUGUGUAUAGUUUUGGUAUUGUACUAUUGGAAAUCAUCAUGAAUCGUCCUGUGAUCGACCAGAGUCGCGAAAGACCUCACAUAACAGAAUGGGUGGGGUUAAUGCUUACAAGAGGAGACAUCAAUAAAAUUAUGGAUCCAAAACUAUUCGGGGAAUACGACACAAACUCGGUUUGGAAAGUGGUUGAGCUUGCAAUGUCGUGUGUGAAUCCCUCUUCGUCGAGAAGACCGAACAUGUCUCAGGUUGUGAUCGAACUAAACGAGUGUUUGGCGUCGGAAAACUCGAGGCUCGGGACAAGCCGAGACAUGGACUCAAAGGGUUCCAUUGAAGUGAGUAUGAGCUUUGGUACUGAAGUGAACCCUAAGGCUCGCUAA